UGGACUUGCUCAAAGGUUGGGGAUUGGAAUGUGUUUAUCAAACAUUACUUGGUUAGUUAGUUCAUAACCAAUAGUCAUUGUUUGCUAUAAAAAUAAAAAAAAUAUAUUUUUGACAAUAUACUGUAAAAUUUUUUUAGCUGAAUUAAUAGAUCUGAAAGUGUUGAAAUUGUUAAAAGAUGAAGAUUGUAAAGAAUUAUUGAAUAAAUUUCCAUUAGGAAUUCGAAUUUUGUUCAUUAAUAAUUUGGAAAAUUGGAAAAAAAGUUUACCUCAAAAUGAAAAUAUGACUGCUACAAUUCCACAAUAUACUCCUACCUCAAAAACAUUCCAGCAACAAAAAUCUGUAGAUCAUAAUAUUGAUCUAGGUGUUAUAUUGAACUCAACAACUACUGGUGGAAUGAUAGUGGAUUACUAUAAAAUAAAUAACAGGUUUAAUGAUAAUAUUAGAUCAUUAUUAGUAGAUGCUAUCAUUAGUUACAUCAUUACCAAAAAAAUGACAAUGUCAGUCAAUCUUGCUGAUUAUAUUGGUGAUCAAAUAGUUUCCAUGUUUCCAUCAGAAGUAAAAGAUACAUAUUUUAUGAAGUAUGAAUCAAACAAAAAUCCAAAGGGAAAGCUUUAUGCAAAGUUUUAUAAUUCCAUGAGGUUUUUAAAAUCAACUGGUCUUGUUACAUCAAAUGUAAAAAAUAUUGAUAAGCCCAAUAGCCGCAAACAUAGUAUGCAUUUUGAACCAGAAAAAGACAUCAGUUACAUAGUGGAUCAAAUUAAAAAUGACACAAGUUGUCCAUUUCCAGAAGUAGAACGUAAUUGGAAAGCAACAACAAAAUUUAGGUUGAACGAAAUUCAAAAGGCGAUAUCAACAAGUGACAUAAUUAACGAAUGGAAUAGUUUUACGUUACCCCUUGGAUACCGACUUGUCGAUAUUGACUUCAAAACAUUAUACCCAGACUGUCAGGACUUGAUGAUCACAUUUGAAAACAAAUCUCAACAAAUAAUGAACUUGAUUGAUGAGAAAAUCAAAGAUUCUUCAAGUCGCAAAUUAUUAAACAACUUAAAGGAUACUCCAGACAUAAGUCAAAAUGAAACAAAUACAGUUUUGUUUUAUUUAUUGCAUGCCAUUUUUGUGCCAACAUCCAAAAAAGUUACCAGGGACCAUAAUGGAAAAAUAAACCAAGUCAAGCAUUCCAUUAAAGAUUCACAAAAUACCUUCAUGGUUUUUAAGAAUUCGGUUUGUGAAAUUGAGGAAUACAUCACUCUACGGCGCAAUGAAAAAACUCCAAUACAACCUAGAGAAAUAAUUGUUUUUUUUGAUUGUAUCAAGUACAAAGUUUUUUCAAUUCUAAAUGCGAUUGAUGUAUGUUUUAAGUUGAUUCAUUUGUUUAACUUAGAGUAUCCAACUGAAUCCUCUAUUGUUUGGUUGUUUAUUCAAAAAUAUUUAUACAACUUAAAUACAAAAUUUGAUAAACCUUGUCAUACUCUUGGACAAAUAUUAUCCGACUUAAGACAAAAUUAAUUUUUUUUUUUUAACUUGUAUUACUCAUUAAUUAAUAAUUACGCUUCUCUUUUUUAAUAUAAGUUUUUAAAGUUAAAAAUA
Molecule: messenger RNA, 1588 nt
Organism: Aphis gossypii (cotton aphid)
Lineage: Eukaryota; Metazoa; Arthropoda; Insecta; Hemiptera; Aphididae
Exons: 5
Coding region: 281-1507 (408 amino acids)
Source: RefSeq, a predicted model, not a curated record